AUGUUUACUCCCGAUAAUAAUAUGAUUGGAUGCGGCGGCCCGUUAACCUUAGCCGUUGCCAUUUCCCAGAUCAAGGAGCGCCGUCGCAGCCCACGGACCGGCGCCACUACCCCUACCCCGCCGUGCACGCCAAUUCAACGCACCACACCUAGCGGUGACCUAUCGAACUCAGAUGCCAAUAUUUAUGCACCAAAGUAUCUGCUCAACGAGUUUAAGAACGGACACAAGACCGUUCGUGUGUACCGCAGCAUGGUGGUUAAGUUGUACAGGGGAGGCGCUGAUGUAGCCUCCUGCGCUACGCACGAGCACCGGGUGGCAGUUCUGUUUGCAAACCAUCCGCACAUUAUGAAUGCUCGAGGUGACAUUGUGUUUAACCAGCCUCGAAAUCUUACGGUCCUUCGAUUUACCAACCACGGCUUUGAACUUAACGAUGCCAUCAACCGCGGGAUGACGGUUGCGCAGAAGGUGUUGGUGGUAUCUCAAAUUGCAUCUGCAGUGCAG
Molecule: messenger RNA, 501 nt
Organism: Sphaeroforma arctica JP610
Lineage: Eukaryota; Ichthyosporea; Ichthyophonida
Exons: 1
Source: RefSeq, a predicted model, not a curated record